UCGCGCGCCGCCCGGUCCUUCCUGAGCACUGAGGCCGGGCCCAUUCGUUUCGUAGCCGGAACCCGCGGGAUAUAUUCGCGUGGGCCUGCGCCAUGGCUGAAAGUGGCCGGACACCUCAGGCCCGGGCGCUCCUGCAGCAGUGCCUGCAAGCCCGGCUGCAAGUACGCCCCGCCGAGGGGGACGCCGCGGCCCAGUGGGUGGAGGUUCAGAGAGGAUUAGUGAUCUACGUGUGCUUUUUCAAGGGAGCUGAUAAAGAACUUCUUCCCAAAAUGGUUAAUACACUGUUAAAUGUGAAAUUAAGUGAAACAGAAAAUGGCAAGCACGUCUCUAUACUGGAUCUACCUGGCAACAUUCUUAUCAUCCCUCAAGCCACCCUUGGGGGGAGAGUAAAAGGAAGAAACAUGCAGUAUCACUCUAACUCUGGCAAAGAAGAAGGGUUAGAACUUUAUUCCCAAUUUGUGACUCUCUGUAAAAAAGAAUUAGCUGCUAACAGUAAGUGUGCCGAAGCUGGGGUUGUGGUAGAACACGGCACUUACGGGAACCGGCAGGUGUUGAAGCUUGAUACCAAUGGACCAUACACACACCUAAUUGAGUUUUGAGAAAUUAAAAGUUUCUACAGUUGUUUUCUGGUAUAAAAUGAUCUGGGGUAUAAUUAGAUUUUCUUCCCCUCUCCUUGAGUAUACUAAUCUGCAGCAUUUUUAGGCAAGAAAAUCCUGGGUCCCAUCCAUAACUCUGCAGCCUGCUUAAUCGGAUGAUCUUGCCAAGUAACCUAAACUGUGGAUCUCAGUCACCCUUUUUCCUGCUUUCCCUACACAACACUCAAGAAUUUGAAAAAUGCCUUCUAUUCACUUUAUGGGCAUUGAUAAGAACAUGGAAGUGUUCUUAGCUGUACUUAAGCAUUUUGUAGUGAAAUUUUCUGCAGUCAAGAAAAAUGUAUUUCUUAUACCCUCAAAUGUACUAGUAUGUAAUAAAAAUCAUAUUUGUAUCAAAACUAGGUAAAACCUAGCAUAAACUGAUUAUAAUUUUAUUAAUUUUGUUUUAGUAUUUCAGAUUUCCAUAUUUUGAAUGGAAAAAUAUGCAAUUUACUAUUCUUUUUAAUAAUAUCUAUGAAAGUAUAAUAUAGAAAUGUUAUUGUGCAUUUUAGUAUUACUUUCUAAGGACAUCCAAGUGCUUUAAAUUUUUUUAAGAAUCUUUAGUUAAUAUAGGAAUGUGGUAUGGGGGAUUAAACGUUGUUUUUAUUUAAUAUACCAAUGGGUUAAUAUCUGUUCCUCUUUGUUUUACCAACACAAUGUAUGUCUCAUGUUCUGUCUUUGGUUUUUAAAAGUUACUGCUUCAUGAAAUUAGUGUUCAUAAAAUUUUCAGGAAGUUCCUUUCUUGUCAAUUUAGACUGCUGUAAAAGGAAUAAAAAGGGAAGCUUUCUACUGGAAUUAUUUGAAAACAA
This is a messenger RNA of Vicugna pacos (alpaca), 1441 nucleotides long. It is a transcript of the gene DTD2, whose product is annotated as D-aminoacyl-tRNA deacylase 2. Gene Ontology annotation, molecular function: D-tyrosyl-tRNA(Tyr) deacylase activity. Gene Ontology annotation, cellular component: cytoplasm. Gene Ontology annotation, biological process: tRNA metabolic process. The record is from RefSeq and is a predicted model, not a curated record. NCBI's taxonomy places the organism in Eukaryota, Metazoa, Chordata, Mammalia, Artiodactyla, Camelidae.